UCAUGUGCAUUGCACAUUAGGACACUAAACAGUCGCCCUUGCUUUUAUUUCAUAUAGUGUUUUAUAAUCUCUGAUUAUUAGAUAUAAAAUGUUUGCAGCUAGAGGAGUGUUGAGACUUGCACAUCGGUUGGGAAGUGUUUGUGUACCGAAACGUGGAUGUGCCGGUGCUAUUCCUGUAGACGAUAUUGUUAAUGGGCUUACAGAUGAACAAAUUCAGCUUAGAAAGACGGUUCAAAAGUUCUGUCAGGAAAAGCUUGCUCCCUAUGCUGAUGAAAUCGACAAGUCAAACGAAUUCCCACGCAUGAAGGAGUUUUGGAAAGAGGCGGGUGAACUUGGACUGCUGGGCGUCACAGCUCCAGCGGAGUAUGGCGGAUCUGAAUUAGGCUAUCUCGAUCAUGUGAUUGUGAUGGAGGAGAUGUCUCGGGUGUCGGGAGCGAUAGCGCUAAGCUAUGGCGCGCAUUCAAACCUUUGUGUCAAUCAGCUGGUGCGUCAUGGCAACCCAGAACAAAAAGAGAAAUACCUGCCAAAGCUGAUUUCAGGCGAACAUGUAGGUGCCUUGGCUAUGAGUGAGCCCAACUCCGGCUCGGAUGUAGUUUCAAUGAGACUAACGGCGAAGAAACAGGGUGACCACUUUGUGCUGAACGGUAAUAAGUUCUGGAUUACAAACGGACCAGAUGCGGACGUACUAGUCGUUUAUGCAAAGACAAACCCAGCAGAAGCUGCUCGUGGUAUCUCUGCUUUCAUUGUAGAAAAGGGAAUGCCUGGUUUCAGCACUGCGCAGAAGCUUGAUAAACUGGGAAUGAGAGGCUCUAACACCUGUGAGCUGAUCUUUGAGGACUGUAAGGUUCCAGAAAAGAACUUGCUGGGUCCGAUUAAUAAAGGAGUGUACGUGCUGAUGAGUGGACUGGACCUGGAAAGACUGGUGCUCUCAGCUGGACCACUUGGCAUCAUGCAAGCCGUUCUGGAUCACGCUAUUCCCUACCUGCAUGUCCGAGAAGCCUUCGGUCAGAAAAUUGGUCUCUUCCAGCUGAUGCAAGGAAAGAUGGCUGACAUGUACACCCGUCUCAGUUCCUGUCGGCAGUACGUGUACAACGUAGCCCGUGCUUGUGAUAAAGGUCACUUCAGCGGCAUGGACUGUGCUGGGGUAAUCCUUUAUUGUGCUGAGAACGCCACUCAAGUUGCCCUGGAUGGAAUUCAGUGCCUGGGUGGAAAUGGUUACAUUAAUGACUACCCAAUGGGCCGUUUCCUCCGGGACGCUAAGCUGUACGAGAUCGGGGCAGGCACCAGUGAGGUCAGAAGGAUGGUGAUUGGGAGAAGCUUCAACGCCAUGUUCAAAUAAGACUGAAACUAAACAGGAAGUUCUCAUUAGGGAUUUACAUAAUGUAAUUCAUAGAUCCCUGCUGUGAUUCUAAGCUAUGUAGAGUAAACACAAGGUUACAUUGUGCAGAAGAAUGUUAGAUUGUCCUGUACAAUCUAAGCAUAACUGUAGCAUAACUGUUAGUAUUUAGAUGGACUAUAUUUAUAUUGUAUUUAAAAUGGACAGAUCACACACAACACAAAUUUGAUCUGUUUAAUAGAUAUGUAUCAUUUUUUUUGUCUGCAUGUCUAUAACUAGGCUGGGAAAUGUACACUUGUAAUGAACUUGGUGUCUUUUUCAUUUAACAGUGUAGUAUUUCAUAAAUAAGCACCUCUUUGUGUAAUGCCUUGUUGAAAACCUAAAAAAAUAACAAUAAAAGUUACUCAUUUGUGUAAAAUAAAAAAGCAUAAAUGUUUUAUCUGCAGUUUUUAGAAGAAUUGUAACCAUCUAACCUGAUUAACAAAAUUAAAUGGGUCCUCUUAAGUGUUACAAGGUUUUUUUCUAGAUAACUACCUAAUUCACGGCCAUGAAAAUCGCAUCACGGACCGUAAAAAUGAUCUAUUUCACGUGAAAUAUGCAAUUUGCUGUCAAAUUCAAAAUUUAAGGUUUGUGUUUAGUGAUUUAACGUUUUACAUUUAAGUAGAAAUAUGAGGCGCAACAUGAGGCGGUCCUUGCAAUCAUAUGGCAUUAUAAUUAAGUUAGUGUAACAGACAUUUCUAUGGUGUAGUGUGCUGAUAAUGUUUGAUGUACUGUAUGUGUUUACGUAUUGAGUGCAUUUUGUCCCUUUGGGGAUUCCAUAAAGUGUGCUUUUCUACACGCAUGAUCAUUUCUCUGCUGCGCCUCAAAAGAACCAGCCAGUAUAGUAUUUUGCUCCCGAUAGUUUGUCUAUGUGCAGUUUAUUUCUUUCUUUAUAAACUCAGCGAACUCUAAAGAUGCUCGGUUACACUAGCAAUCGGUUAGACAAAAUGUCAAAGAUGUCGAAGUGUAAAGCAGUUAAAAACAUGACUCGGGUAACCGAGUUUGGAAAACUCCCAAUCGAUUAGGUGGACGCAGAGGAUGGAGUGUCAAAACAUGGGCAAGUAUUUUAGUCUUUGAGAGGGAGCUAUUAAAGUAGGCUGUGCUGUGUAUUGUAGCUUCUGUUGAUUCUAUCAUUUAAUUUAAUUAUCAGUGUAAUUUAAUGACUGUCGUGCAGUGUGGCACUUUUCUUUAAAAAAUUUGUGAAAUCUGUGAUUUUUAAAUAAAGAAUAGAUGUAUACUAA
Molecule: messenger RNA, 2616 nt
Organism: Trichomycterus rosablanca
Lineage: Eukaryota; Metazoa; Chordata; Actinopteri; Siluriformes; Trichomycteridae
Gene: ivd
Product: isovaleryl-CoA dehydrogenase
Exons: 12
Coding region: 89-1339 (416 amino acids)
Biological process (GO): L-leucine catabolic process
Cellular component (GO): mitochondrion
Molecular function (GO): 3-methylbutanoyl-CoA dehydrogenase activity; flavin adenine dinucleotide binding
Source: RefSeq, a predicted model, not a curated record